AUGGGGACUCUCUACAAGGGAUGCAGCAGGGCAGAGCAUUGCCAAGGUGAGACUGGAAGCACGGGCUCUGCUGUGGACUACAGGUACAGAAGGAAUAAAAGAAAAAGGCAACUUCCUGAUCAUUUUCUUUCUCCACAGAAUGAAGUGGAGCUGGGAGAGCUGCUUCUGUCACUGAAUUAUCUCCCAAGUGCUGGCAGACUGAAUGUUGAUGUCAUUCGAGCCAAGCAACUUCUUCAAACAGAUGUGAGCCAAGGUUCAGACCCCUUUGUGAAAAUCCAGCUGGUGCAUGGACUCAAGCUUGUGAAAACCAAGAAGACAUCCUUCUUAAGAGGCACAAUUGAUCCUUUCUACAAUGAAUCCUUCAGCUUCAAAGUUCCCCAAGAAGAACUGGAAAAUGCCAGCCUAGUGUUUACAGUUUUCGGCCACAACAUGAAGAGCAGCAACGACUUCAUUGGAAGGAUCGUCAUCGGCCAGUACUCUUCAGGCCCCUCUGAAUCUAACCACUGGCGGCGUAUGCUCAACACGCAUCGUACCGCUGUGGAGCAGUGGCACAGCUUGAGGUCCCGAGCUGAGUGUGACCGCGUGUCCCCAGCAUCCCUGGAGGUGACCUGAGGGCUACAGGGAAGACAGCUGUAAAAAAAAAAAAAAAAGACAGAAAAAAUGUCACAUACUAUUACAUCCACACCCGCAUACACACUCACAACAUGUCUACACACACACACACACACCACCCUACCCCACCCUAAAUCCUCUCAGAACUGAGAGGAAGCUGACUACUGAUCACAAAAUGGCCGCCCUCAAUGAGUGAGGUCUGAGAACUUUCUAGAAGCCCCAUCUCUAGAUCACAAGCUGAGUGGGCUCUGCCAUGGGACUUAUUGGCAGUGUCUGCUCUUGUUGAUACCCCUGCCCCAAAUGCACUUUCAACUUUCAGGCCAGAGAAAGGACCUCCAAAGGGUGCCAACCUCCAUCAAGACUAAAUUUACCAAGAGUUUGGCUAGUGUGUGGGAGACCUGACCACCCACUCCCAAAACACACACACCCACUAGGUAACUUCUGAACAGGCUUCUGUUCCCUGGGGUUCUUCAAACCUGAUACCUUUCUCCAAAGGUGUAAGUAUCUGUCUUCUCCUUAGUAAAUGUAAUAACUAGAGUGUAGACUAUUUGGAGAAACCAAAUGGCCAUAAAACAUAUGUCAGUUUAAGAAGCCUCUUCUGGCUUAACUGAAUUGUCAUUGUGUUCGCUUAUUCCAGGGGACUCCCUGUGGGUAUGUAUAUGUAUGUUCUUGUGUGCGUGCCCCCACAGGUGAACACAUGUGUGCCUACAUGUCCUCCUGGAGAGCAAAGGUGAUGGGCUGGGACCUCAACCCUGAGCACUCCCUUCUCUUUGUCUCCCCAGUCAAGUGAGAUUUUACCCAGUGUCCUUCUGUCUGUCAAAGACCCACCUUGGGCAACAGUAAUUGUGUGUGUGUGUGUGUGUGUGUGUGUGUGUGUGUGUGUGUGUGUGUGUUCAAGUAAAUAGGAUAUGAUAGAGCAAAAUAACAUGUUUUGACCAAAUCAUGGUGACUGUGACUCACAAAAGACCAACAACGGACCUGACACAUGGAUUAAAAUGGCCACCACAGCCACCAUACCCCAUCCACAGUGAUUUCCUUCCUUAAUCAUACUCUGAGGAUCUUUCUCUGUUUGUGUGUGAACCAAAGUCCUGUCUCACGUGCUAAGGGAUUAGUGUAGUUAGGAUAGAUCUUUCCCUCUCUCUUUCUCUGUUGGAUGCUUCUGUAUCUUUUUCCACAGCAUAUUGUCUGGUGUGAUAGGGAGCUAUUUAUUGAAAUUAAAGAUUAUUUAUUUGUGCCAUGCA
Molecule: messenger RNA, 1853 nt
Organism: Carlito syrichta (Philippine tarsier)
Lineage: Eukaryota; Metazoa; Chordata; Mammalia; Primates; Tarsiidae
Product: synaptotagmin-17-like
Exons: 4
Coding region: 1-612 (203 amino acids)
Biological process (GO): regulation of dopamine secretion; regulation of calcium ion-dependent exocytosis; cellular response to calcium ion
Cellular component (GO): membrane
Molecular function (GO): phosphatidylserine binding; calcium ion binding; syntaxin binding
Source: RefSeq, a predicted model, not a curated record